This is a messenger RNA of Adineta steineri, 996 nucleotides long. NCBI's taxonomy places the organism in Eukaryota, Metazoa, Rotifera, Eurotatoria, Adinetida, Adinetidae. The record is from the annotation of a GenBank genome assembly.
AUGGCUGAUAUUGUUUACAAUGAUAGUUCAGUUAAUGAUAUUAAAGAUAAUUACAUAACAUUGUAUUCAAAUUCACACCCAUCCAUAGCAGCAACAGUUCGUUUUUGGAUUCUUCUUUUUUUGGAGAUUCCAUCUAUUUUUUGUUCUAUUUUUUUACUCUAUAAUCUUUAUUUCGAUCGAAUAUUACGUCAAGUACUGAAUAAUCAUGUUAUUUUUGUUAUUCUCAUUGUUGGACUCUUCGCACAAGCUGCAGAUGCUUCCAAUUAUCUUACCUACCUUCAUCUUGGCUAUGUCUGGCCACAAACAACAAUAAAUUGUUAUGUUUGGUGGUUUAUCGGAGCAGCUUCUUAUAAUCUAUUGGGUAUGUUAAUGGCAUGGACUUCAAUUGAAAGACAUAUUAUUAUAUUUCAUCAUCGACGGCUUAAUACUCAGAAAAAACGUAUUUUUAUUCAUUAUAUUCCAUUAAUAAGCAUUGUUUUAUAUGCUUGUAUCUUUUAUAUUAUCUGUAUUUUCUUUGUAUCUUGUCAAAAUACACCAGAUUAUACACAACUUUGGUGUUUUCGUCCAUGUUACUUAGGAAUAUUUAAUCUUAAUCUAUUUGAUUCUUUAAUAAACAGUAUGUUGCCACUAAUGUUGAUCGUAAUUGUCAAUAUUUUAUUAGUUAUUCGUUUUAUCAAACAAAGACAACGUCUUCGUCCACAAAUACAAUGGUAUAAAUAUCGAAGAAUGAUUAUACAAGUAUUAUCAUGUUCACUAUUAUAUCUUAUAUUUAAUUUUCCUGCAAUUAGUAUGAAUCUCGCUCUGAUAUUUGGUUUACCGUAUGGUUCAACCGGUGAAUUUGAAAUAUUUAUAUAUUUUUUUAGUUUUUUUGUUCCAGUAUUGAUGCCAUUCAUAUGUCUUGGAUCAUCAAAAGAAAUUUGGAUAAAAAUGAAAAAAAUCGUGAAAAUUCAACAUAUAAUAAACAGAAUUUCUCCACAAGCAUUUGAGCUCAAUUAA